CAGUGCUGUUAAAUGUCUUGAAUUACACGUGCCUUUGAUAAUUAAACUUUUUUAAUAUCCUGCAUCUUAACUGUUCAUGAUUACGUGGUCGACGUAAUCAGUAGAGUAUAAGGCAAACUCUCAUGCGAAUGUCUACGUUUGUUGUCAAACUAGCAGUAAUGUACUGAAAACUACUGUGACGAUUACGUCAACCAUACGAGUAUGGACAGCCAAGCCUAAUUGAGCAGCGAGAAAAUAUGAACUAUCCUAGAAACAACAGCUUUCUCACUACUUCUAAGCCUCUCCUAUACUUAUUAUUCCCCGUAACCCGUCACUUGCAUUUCUAUAGAAGCAAUAAAGAACGUGAUAACGAAAUUGCACAUCUGCAACAAUUGUUUACAAAUAAACUGCUCAGAUAAGAUAGCCCAUGGUGGACGUGUUUGUAUCAGAAUUUGCCAAAUUAGUGUUACAAAAUCCGCUGGCAGAGGAGAAAGUAUCUCAAAAACGAAAGAUGUUCUCUUACAAGCUAAUGGAUAGCCAACAGGCUCGUGCGUUCACUACCGAACUUCAUGAUCGUCAUAUUGAAAUACAUCUAAGCGAUAUUUCUGCAGUUUCUGUGCGCGGUGAAAAGAAUCUCAAACCAAGUCAUUGUGUGUUGCCUUUCAAGUACUUGCAAUAUGCCGAUCGGAUAAGAAAUCUCACCGUUUACAAAGAUGAUGUAUGGGUAGUGACUUUCCCGAAAUGUGGCACGACGUGGACACAGGAGAUGGUUUGGCUGAUUGAUCAUGAUCUCGAUUACGAAACUGCCGGCAAGGUUGACCUCAGCCGGCGAACUGUGUUCAUAGAGGCAUCGGCAGUCAUUGGAGAUUAUCUAGGUGAUACGGUAGGGGCUGUAGAGAACCUCGCACGACCUCGGCAUAUCAAAAGCCAUCUGCCGCUGGCGCUACUUCCACAGCAACUUUGGACCGUUCAACCGAAAAUUAUCUAUUGCGCUCGAAAUCCAAAGGAUGCUGCAGUUUCCUACAUGCAUCACUAUCGACAUCUUCAUGGCUUCCAAGGGACGAAUGAAACAUUUCUAGAAGGUUUGCUAACGGACCAAAUCCUAUGGUGUCCACAAGUACCGCAUACACUCGAUUUUUGGAACGUUCGACAUUUGGACUAUGUGAUGUUCAACCACUUUGAAGACAUGAAAAAGGAUAUUAUGGGCAUUCUUCGGAAAACGUGCAGCUUCUUUGGAAAAAGUUACACAGAUAAACAGUUGGCCAAACUAGCUGAACAUCUAUCGUUUGAUACAAUGAAAAAAAACCCCUCGGCCAAUCAAACACAGCUACUGAAAACAUUGGAAACAGUCCGGAACACUAAAAUAAAUUUCAACUUCAUGAGAAAGGGUCAGCUUGGCUGCUAUAAAGACGAACUCACUCCCGAGUUCACACAACGAUUACAGGAGCACGUUGAUAAGCAGUUAGCUGGUAGCGGUUUUCAAUACAUGGAAUGAACUUAGUUUAUUGGCUGUUGUCGGAGGGAGGGCUUCCCACAAAAUACAGUAGGGGAUUCACAAUUGAAUAAUCAAAUAUGUGUUUAACAAUUAGUUUAUAAUCAAGAAACAAUAAUGUUUAGAUUUUUAACAACUACUAUUAAAUUAUGUAAUAAAUUAAUUUCCCAGUGCCA
Messenger RNA from Aedes albopictus (Asian tiger mosquito), 1647 nucleotides. RefSeq names its product luciferin sulfotransferase-like. NCBI's taxonomy places the organism in Eukaryota, Metazoa, Arthropoda, Insecta, Diptera, Culicidae. The record is from RefSeq and is a predicted model, not a curated record. Gene Ontology annotation, cellular component: cytoplasm. The transcript is spliced from 5 exons. Gene Ontology annotation, molecular function: sulfotransferase activity. The coding region runs from base 407 to 1474 and encodes 355 amino acids. Gene Ontology annotation, biological process: sulfation.